GACUGAACUCCACUUUGCCCUCAUAGACAUGAACUAGGACGACCCAUCUUGCUACGCAUUAAUUAUCUUUGAUCAUACUAUGGCGUCUCAACAACAGCCUGGUGUUCCUCCUCAGGCUGCAGGUCUUCAGCAACAGCUUAGUCAACAACAAGACUUUGAUCCUGUUCACCGUUUUAAGAUGUUAAUACCACAGCUAAAGGAGAGUCUUCAGAAUGUCAUGACCAUUGCCUCUUUGAACUUCCAACACAACACAGCAAUUGACAAUGGAAUCAAAAGCAAUGAUGCAGCAGUACAGCGUUUUGAUAAGAGUCUUGAGGAGUUCUAUGCUUUAUGUGACCAGGUGGAACUCUGCUUGCGGCUGGCCCAUGAGUGCCUCUCUCAGAGCAUUGACAGCGCCAAACACUCGCCCAACUUGGUCCCCACAGCCACCAAACCAGACACAGUGCAGACAGAAUCUUUGUCAUAUACCCAGUACCUCAGUAUGAUCAAAUCACAGAUAUCCUGUGCAAAGGACAUCCAUAAUGCUUUGCUGGAGUGCUCAAAGAAGAUUUUGUCUAAGAACCAGCAACAGGGGAUCAUGUGAUUAUGGACAUGUAUAAAAUGUGUUUGUUUUGUCAUAAAUGUUUAUUUACAUUGAUCUUUUUUUAGUAAUAAAACACAGAUACAGUUGUGCCUACUGUACUCUU
Molecule: messenger RNA, 686 nt
Organism: Alosa alosa (allis shad)
Lineage: Eukaryota; Metazoa; Chordata; Actinopteri; Clupeiformes; Clupeidae
Gene: med29
Product: mediator complex subunit 29
Exons: 4
Coding region: 80-583 (167 amino acids)
Biological process (GO): regulation of transcription by RNA polymerase II
Cellular component (GO): mediator complex
Molecular function (GO): transcription factor binding; transcription coregulator activity
Source: RefSeq, a predicted model, not a curated record